Messenger RNA from Sarcophilus harrisii (Tasmanian devil), 4853 nucleotides. RefSeq names its product pleckstrin homology domain containing B2 (gene PLEKHB2). Bases 213 to 878 code for a protein of 221 amino acids. Gene Ontology annotation, biological process: regulation of cell differentiation. Lineage: Eukaryota; Metazoa; Chordata; Mammalia; Dasyuromorphia; Dasyuridae. The transcript has 8 exons. The record is from RefSeq and is a predicted model, not a curated record. Gene Ontology annotation, cellular component: membrane.
UACAAUUCCCAGAAAUCUUCACGGCGCAUGCGUGGCUUGCCCAGCCCCUGGGCAGGAGUGACGUUGUAGCUCUGUGGCCACUUCUGACCUGCUGGAUCUGCCCAGUGUCCCGUAGGGAAGAGCCGGAGGAGGUGCGUCCGUCGUUCCGUCCGUCAGAUUAGGCUCCCACCUUGAGAGUUUCGUGGCCUGUUGAGUUACCCGAAGGUGAAAGGAUGGCAUUUGUGAAGAGUGGUUGGUUGCUUCGACAAAGCACAAUUUUGAAGCGGUGGAAAAAAAACUGGUUUGAUCUGUGGUCAGAUGGCCACCUAAUCUAUUAUGAUGACCAGACCAGGCAGAGUGUAGAAGAUAAGAUUCACAUGCUGGUGGACUGCAUCAACAUCCGAAUGGGAAAUGAAUGCCGCGAUUUUCAUCCACCUGAAGGCAAGCCAAGAGACCGUAUACUGCAGAUUGUUUGCCGAGAUGGAAAAACUAUCAAUCUUUGUGCCGAAAGUGAAGAUGAUUGCUUGGCCUGGAAAUUUGCACUCCAGGAUGCCAGGACAAAUACUGCCUAUGUUGGCUCGGAAGUGAUGUAUGAUGAGACUGCUGUUGCUUCAUCUCCACCUCCUUAUACAGCUUAUGCCACGCCAUCUCCUGAGGUGUUUGGCUAUGGUCAGUAUAAUGGAGUGUACCCUCCAGGAACUCAAGUUAUUUAUGCUGCUAAUGGGCAGGCUUAUGCAGUACCAUACCAAUAUCCAUAUCCAGGACCUUAUGGACAGCAGCCUGCCAACCAUGUCAUCAUCAGGGAGCGUUACCGGGACAAUGAUGGAGACCUGGCUCUGGGCAUGCUGGCUGGAGCAGCCACUGGCAUGGCCUUGGGAUCUUUGUUCUGGGUCUUCUAAGUUUCUUUAUAUCUUUGUAUUUGUAGCCUCCAAAACCUGUAUUUAUUUUCUGUGUGUGAUAAUAUAUUUUGCAAGGUAUUCCUGUUUUACUGUAAAGAUUUUUAAUGACAGUUAAAAUAGUACUUUUAAAAUAGUGACAUCUUAAUUAUAAUUAGUCAGUAUAAAUUUCACAAGGCAGGAUAGUAAGUAUGCUCUUCAGUUGAAAUAUAAAGGGGAUACUUGAUCAUUUCAAGUUCUUUUAUGGAACUUAGUUGUAUAAGAAGGAUUUAUGAGCUCAUUCAUUUUGAAGAAUAUUAUUGUUGCAGUGUUAAAUGCAGAGCAUAAGAGAUAUAGCUUUGUCAUCUAUAUUAGAAGUAUGCUGCUCAAAUAAUGACCCCUGAAUAGAUAAUUAUUUCUGGCAGGGAAAAACCAAAUUAAUCCAACUGCUAAUUCUCAACUUAAGAAUUAACCAGUGAACAGCCUGGGUGUUGCUGUUUGGCAUGGCAGGAUGGUAAACUAUGCACGAUAAAGCAAUAUAGACUUUUUGCACUACAUACUCCAAAGAAUAGUCUCCAAGGCAGUGGUGACAUUUCAUAUACCUCUGUGGUUGGCUCUAUCAUUAUCCCGUGGUGCUCUACUGGUGGACUAUUUUCUGUCUUUUGAGUAGAUUUAUUGAAUCUUAGGGAUAGGAAUUAUAAGAUUCUUGUAAAGAGCUCCCAGUCAGGACAAACUCUUGUAAACAGGGCUAGAAACCUGCAAUUCUCUGACAUAAACCAUAGAAAUUUAUAAAAUCAAUUCAGAAGCUGAGGUGAUAGGGUUUUUUUUUUUUUUUUUUUUUUUUUGUUUCUUUGAAAGUUGGUGGUAUCCAUUCAUUUAAAAAAUGACAGACAUGGCUUUUACCUUCUAAACUUCUUUUUAGCAUAAGAAAAUAUAUUCAAAGUUAUUGAGUUCAUUUUUCUGUUGUAUAGUCUGAGUCAUCCCCUCUCUUCUCACUAUGUUUUGAAAAAAUGAAUAUAUUGACAGCUUACAGGUAGUGCUUUUGGUUUUAUUUGACUGCCCUGCUACAGAAUAUUCUUUUAAGGUGGAGCAGACUGAAUGGUAAAAGUAAGGCAAAAGAAUUAAGAUUAAACUCAGGAUUAUUAGUGUGAUUGUUGAGUUCUUGAUCAUUUUAUAGAAUGUAGGUAAGGUGGAAGGAGGAGGCUAAUGGGAAGAACUUAUGACAGGAGAAAAUGAUUGUAGAAAUUAGGAAAGAGUGCUCCUGAGCACAUGUAUCCUGUUGUAGAUCUGUAGAUCAGUAAAUAGAUAGCUGAUUUAGUCUUAUUUCAUGUGACAUUCCACUAAAAAUUUUAUUUUUGCCAACAAUCUUUUAACAUACUUUGAAAAUAUGUGUAUGCUUUCAUCCCAUUUUAAUUUUUGUAAUAAAACUCCUCAUCCUCAUGAACUAGAUAUAAUCCUUUUUCAUGGACCAUUUGAUAAAAUCUGCUUUCCUUUACUUGAAAAACCAAAGUGUUUAUUCUCCAAAUCUAUACUUAGUUGAAGCUGAGAAAACAGUAGGAAGGAAAGAAACAUCCAAGGAAAUGAAUUGUAUAUUGUUAGUGAACAGUCAUUCCAGAAUUUGUAAUGGUAAGAUUACCUCAUGUGUAGAUUGUAUGUGUUUUUCAGUUUCUUGUGUUAUUUGUAGGUUAGGUAUUUUUGAUGCUUCCUAAACUUUUUUUUAUUGUAAUUUACUUAAAAAUCACUAGUUAAUAAAGUUGUAUUUAAGGAGUCAGGGAAAUAGGAUGAGAGCCAUGGUUGCAAUAUUAAAAUAAUUCAAGAUUGUCUUAGGUAUUUUUUAAAAGGUUGUACUUUGCAAAUAAUGCUAUUAGCCAUCUUUCUGAAAGAUAUAAAAAGUUGAUGAUUGCACUGUUAUGACUAAGUAUAGUUAAAGAAGUUUAGAUAGCUUUAACUAUAUUCUAUUUGACCAAGUAGACUGGCACAUUUGUUUUCAUUAAUUUUCUCUCAAAGCUUAUAAUUUAUGGUUGUAGUAACAUGCUUCUUUAGAACCCAGCUAGUGAAAUUAUGUAAGAAUAAAACAACCAAAAUCUAAAAGGUAAACCCAAACACAUCAGGCAGCUAACAUCAUACAAUUAUUUGAUUAUUAUUUAAUUCAUUAAAGAAAUAUUUAUGGAAUGCCUGCCACAUGCAGGACAAAUGAUGUGUGAUUUUUUUUUUAAUCUAUAUUUUAGUUUGAAAUUUUCCUGUCAUGGUAUAGUGAUAAUAAUUCCCUUGAAGUCCUUUUUUUGUGAUACAAAUUCAGUUUUGUAUUUUGGAUGACUAUUGUAUAUCAUUUUUCUCAACCAAUUAACUAGUUCUAUGUCUGAUGAAGCAAAAAUCCAUGUCAAAUUGAAGGCCAAACCAACUUUAUAAUGAAUCUUUGGAUUCUUGGCAAUUUCUGUAGCCCCCUCUUUUUUUUGAACUGGAGAUGUCUGUGUCAGCAGACAGUAUAUGUACAUGAGUGCCAUCUCACUUGAUAUUUGACAGUUGGGGGAAAAAAUCACAUAAGGUCUGACUACAAUCAAUUUAUUCUUUGAAAUCAUUGCUGUUAAGACUUUGAAUUUUAUGUAAUAAUAUUAAAUUAAUGAUUUAGACAAGGUAGUUUAUGUGAAUCUUCUAAAGCGCUGUGAAUUGAAGGGAUAUAUUUGCAAUAAAACUGCUUUAAUAUUGCACUGGGUUGUUAAUAUGACUCAAGGAAAGCACCAUGUCACUGGUUCGUUGUCUGCAUUCUAGGGCUAAAAUAUCUGUAAAUACACACUCUAAUCUUUUGGCAGUUCUCAUUAUCCAGGGACCAAAGGGAGUAUUUUGUUUCCCUGACUCCAUUUGGGCUUGGAUUGGGAUCUCCAUCAUCUGAUAUGGAGUCAUUAUUAUGCUUUAGUCGGUAGGACCUUUAGAAGAGCCAGGUCUUUGGAUGAGCUUCUCCAAAACUGUGCCUUUUGCGCAUGUUUUCCCUUAUCUUUGUGUAACUACUUGCAUUUAUGGUCACCAAAUUUUAGAGGAUGGUACAAGAAAGUAGCCUAUUACAAUCUUUUUACACAAUGGAAUACCCAGAAAGGGUAAAGAAAAUGAUUUGUCUGAGAUAAUUAGCUGAUGGCUCAAUAGUGGUUAAGAACUCAAAUUUCCUGAUUCCCAAGGCAGUGCAUUUUUCUAUAAGCUAGCUACAGCUAGGUAGAGUUGUUAGUGAUUUUACCUUGAGAUGAAACAAAUACAGUACAUUGGGCAGUUUCUAAAAUCUUAUCCUUAUUACUUAUAAUCAUUGUUUUUGACUGAUUCCCUUUCUAAAUAGUGUUUUGAAUAAAUAAUCCUAACUAAAGAAAUUGCCAAACUAAGGGGCUUUUUUGGUUUGUAUAUCUGGCAAGGUUUAUUGUCUUUUACCUUCCAUUUGCAUUUUUUCUUUUUUUAGGAAUUUAGUCUACCUAGGGGAAAAAAAAAACAAAAACUGACCACCUACGUUUUAUAUGUGUUCUUUCUGAUGGCUCUAAUCAAAAGAUUCCUUGGUUGGUGUCAAGAUUAUAGGUCAGGUAUGAUAGACUUGAAUUGAGUAAGAUAAAGGAAAAGUGUUUUUGGCCUCCAUGCAGCUUUCCCCUCAGAACUCAGGGGAAAUGGACUAGAAGUAAAAAUAUGGCUUUCCCAAACCAAGAUAUCUGUCUUCUUAGAGAGAGACCACAGUAUAAGUAUAAGGCAACUGUCUAGUUAAUAAAGGGCAGAAUACUAGUUUUUGAGAUGUGCUGCAAGUGAUGCAAAUUUCCUAUCUUUGUUAUUUUGGACAAUCUCUUCACAGCUGUUGCAGACACUGUUUAGAAAGCAUUGAAAUCUCUUUGCCUGAGAUUUUUUUUUCCUGUGGUUGCCAUCUUUCCUCUACCAUCUUAUUUCUAACUGUUAUGCCUGUGAAACCUCUUCUUCUAUGCAGAAUGUGUUUAUGUAGAUAGUGAAAAAUGUUAAUAAAAUGAGUGUUGAACUGCA